Messenger RNA from Diplodia corticola, 822 nucleotides. Its product is annotated as eukaryotic translation initiation factor 3 subunit j. The transcript is spliced from 4 exons. The record is from RefSeq and is a predicted model, not a curated record. Gene Ontology annotation, molecular function: translation initiation factor activity. Gene Ontology annotation, cellular component: cytoplasm; eukaryotic translation initiation factor 3 complex. Bases 1 to 822 code for a protein of 273 amino acids. Lineage: Eukaryota; Fungi; Ascomycota; Dothideomycetes; Botryosphaeriales; Botryosphaeriaceae.
AUGCCGCCUUCCAAGUGGGACGACGAGAGCGACGGCGAGGGUAACUCGCCUCCGGCGCCCAUCGUGCGCCGCGGCAAGUUCGACGAUGAGGAGGACGAGGAUGAUGUCCUUGACUCGUGGGAUGCAGCCGAAGACUCCGAAGUCGAACGCGAGAAGGAGAAAAAGGCCGCUGAAGCCAAGGCAAAGGCCGAGGCUGAGGCCAAGGCAAACCACAAGAGCAAGAGCCAGAGACUGGAGGAUCGUAUUAGGGAGAACAGGCUGAAGAAGGAAGCAGCCACGGGCGACAGCGACGACGAGGACGAGGACGAGGCCACACGCCGUGCGCGGCUGCGCAAGUCUGAGAUGGACUCUGACCUGGCGGCGGCCGAGGACCUCUUCGGCGAACUGGCCAUCGGCGGCGGUAGCAAGCGCUCUGCCACGAAGCCUGCCGUCAUGGUCGACCCGAAGGAUGCCAACAACACCAUCGAUCUCUCGACGCUUAAGAUCUUCAAUCCGAGCACCAAGGAUGACUUCCACAAGCUCCGUGAUACGCUGGCGCCACUUCUCGUAGCCAACAGCAAGAAGCCGCAGUACAACCUGUUCCUCCAGGAGUUCUGCAAACAAAUCGCGAAGGAGCUUCCCAGCGACCAGAUCAAGAAGAUCUCCAGCGGUCUCACCACGCUGUCGAACGAGAAGAUGAAGGAGGAGAAGGCAGCGGAGAAGGGCGGCAAGAAGAGCAAGGCGGCAAAGACAAAGACGAGCCUGAACGCCACGCGCGACGUGGCGUACAAGGCUGACACGGCAACCUACGAUGAGGACUUUGGCGACGACGAUUUCAUGUGA